Molecule: messenger RNA, 765 nt
Organism: Lucilia sericata (common green bottle fly)
Lineage: Eukaryota; Metazoa; Arthropoda; Insecta; Diptera; Calliphoridae
Exons: 3
Coding region: 255-527 (90 amino acids)
Source: RefSeq, a predicted model, not a curated record
UAGAUUAGAAUUUUAAGGCAAAGGAACUAAAGUUUACUACUUUACGCUAAUUAGAACAUCUCCAUCACAUCCGAUAACUAACUACUAACCGCAAAUUAAAAAAAAGAAUUUGUUAAACUUCAAAGGAAAUAGAAGAAUACAAAUGUGACACAAAUAUUUUCUUUUACAACAUAAAUUUGUUAGAAAUUUUGCUAAACAAAAUUAGAAGUUUUUUUAAUUAUUAUCCAAAAAAAUAAUUUUGAAAUUGUUACAAAAUGUCCAACGGUGCUUUACCCAAACAACAAGCAUCAUGUUCAUCUUUAAGCGGUCAUUUGAAUACACAAAAUUCAAGUAGUGAACUGUUUGAAUUGAAACCCAAACCAAAAUUAUUUUGUAUUCCAGAAAAUUGCACAAGAUUUUUGAAUGAUUUGAGGAAAACACAAUCAUUAAAUGUUCAUAAAAAAGUGGAACAUCCUGAGAAAUCUUGGUCAGUCUUAUAUUUUGGCUCCAAGAGUUAUGAUGAUGAAAAGAAAAGGUUUAUGAUGUGAUAAAGAAAUCAAAUGUUUAAAAUGAAAUUUUCUGUUUUAAAUUUGCAAUCUAUAUAUUCAUUUUUAUUAAAUAUCUAUAACAUCUAAAAUAUUUUUUAAAAUUGAUCAAUCUGUACCUCUAGAUGUUACAUUGUAUACCACCGAGGUAGCCACAUACAAAACUAUUAGCUUUAAAAAUGUUCUUUUAAAUAAACUCAAGUGAAAUUUUUUCUUAGGUUUUAAGUUAGAUUGUGUCAAA